Messenger RNA from Aptenodytes forsteri (emperor penguin), 2156 nucleotides. It is a transcript of the gene ALKBH8, whose product is annotated as alkB homolog 8, tRNA methyltransferase. Gene Ontology annotation, cellular component: nucleus; cytoplasm. Gene Ontology annotation, molecular function: S-adenosylmethionine-dependent methyltransferase activity; tRNA binding. Bases 4 to 2031 code for a protein of 675 amino acids. The transcript is spliced from 11 exons. The record is from RefSeq and is a predicted model, not a curated record. Lineage: Eukaryota; Metazoa; Chordata; Aves; Sphenisciformes; Spheniscidae. Gene Ontology annotation, biological process: tRNA wobble uridine modification.
AGCAUGGAGGUUAAAACCAGCAAAGAUCACCUGAAAGUCCAUAAAAUGAAGAAGAAGGUAUUGAGGAAGCAGGUCAGAGCUCAGCAUACAUUGAUGAGACAUGAAGGCAUUGAGUGCAUCUCCCAUGCCACACAGAGCCUGGUUAUUGCCAAUGCUGGUCUUGGUAAUGGGAUGAGUAGAAACCAACUGCUCAGGAUAGUAGAAGAGUAUGGAUUGGUGGAAACACUCUUAAUGCCACCGAACAAACCAUAUUCAUUUGUGAAAUAUGGGACAACAGAAGAAGCCAAGAAAGCCUUCGAUGCCCUUAAUGGAAAAGAAGUAACACUGGAAGACUUUAGCCAAAACAUUGUUCUAUAUAUGAAUUUUGUGGAAAAAGUUCUCUGGCAGAAUGCUGUUCCUACAAGCUUGCCUCCAGGCCUAAUGGUCAUUGAAAAGAUUAUUUCUUCAGAGGAAGAAAGGAGGAUGUUGGAAAGUAUUGACUGGAUAGGAGAUGAAGAUGCUCAAAAUGCCCAGAAGACUUUAAAGCAUAGAAGAGUAAAGCAUUUUGGAUAUGAGUUUUGCUAUGAUAACAACAAUGUUGAUAAAGACAAACCUUUACCUGGAGGUCUUCCUGAAAUUUGCGACCUAUUCUUGGAGGAGUGCUUGAAGCAGGGAUAUAUCAAACAUAAACCUGAUCAACUGACUGUAAAUCAGUAUGAACCUGGACAAGGAAUUCCUCCUCAUAUUGAUACACAUUCCGCUUUUGAGGAUGAAAUAAUCUCUCUCAGUUUAGGAGCUGAGAUUGUUAUGGAUUUUAAACACCCUGAUGGCCAUACAGUGGCAAUUAUGCUGCCCCGACGCAGUUUAUUGGUGAUGGCUGGAGAAUCCAGAUACCUGUGGACACAUGGGAUUACACCCCGAAAAUAUGAUGUCAUUCAAGCAUCUGAGCUUGGGCAGAAAGUUGGAACAAUCACUGCUGAUGUUGGAGAUUUAACACUAAAUCGAAGGGAAACAAGGACAUCAUUUACAUUCAGGAAAGUGAGGAGAAGCCCUUGCAAUUGCAUUUACCCAUCUGUCUGUGACAGCCAGAAAGGACAGCAAAGUCAGGUACAACCUUCAUUUCCCCACAAUGAGAUGGAGGCCUCAAAGCUGGAGCAAGAAUAUGUACACAAGGUGUAUGAAGAGAUUGCCACACACUUCAGCAGUACCAGGCAUAGCCCAUGGCCCCGAAUUGUAGAGUUUCUCAGCUCACUACCAAAAGGGUCAAUAGUGGCUGAUGUUGGUUGUGGUAAUGGGAAAUAUCUAGGCAUCAACAAGGAUUUAUACAUGGUUGGCUGUGAUCGCAGCAAAAACCUGGUGGAUAUUUGUGGAGAAAAAAAUUUCCAGGCUUUUGUCUGUGAUGCCCUGUCGGUGCCAAUCCGCAGUGGUUCUUGUGAUGCCUGCAUCUCUAUUGCUGUAAUCCACCAUUUCUCAACAGCGGAGAGGAGACUGGCUACUAUCCGUGAACUAGCUCGGCUUCUAAGGCCUGGUGGAAUGGCACUCAUUUAUGUUUGGGCGAUGGAACAAGAAUACAAAAACCAGAAGUCUAAAUACCUUAAGGAAAAGAAUGGUAGUAAGGACAAGGAGGAGGAAAUCAAUACUGGCAUGGCCCAGAGACCCAGGCUUAGUGAUCAAAUGCCUCAUAGCAGCAGCCAAGACUCAGCAUAUUCUGACCGACUCUUUAACGACUCGAAGGACGAAGGCAGUGAUGCAAAGCCAGUCGCAGACUCUAGACUGCCCGUUCACACUAACCGAACCUCCUUUCACUCUCAAGAUUUGCUGGUUCCCUGGCACCUGAAAGGUGGCACUAAAAAGAAAGGGGAAAGUGUUGAUACAGUGUCAUUUCCAGCUGGCUCUAAGGAAUCGCAAGAACUCAGCCCUGUUUUCCACCGUUAUUACCAUGUGUUCUCUGAAGGGGAACUGGAAGCAGCAUGCAGAUCCCUGGAUUGUGUGAGGGUUCAAAACAGUUACUAUGAUCAGGGAAACUGGUGUGUGGUUCUAGAAAAGUUGUAGCCUGUGGUGUUUCCUCCGCUACCUGUGGUGUUUUGUUUGUUUUUUACAGUGUGAAAGGUAUUUUUAAUGCAGGUUGCAGCUAUUACCUCUUUUAAAAUGGCAGAAUAAAGAUUGUUUAUUGAGUU